AUGGAGAUAGUAGAGGCCGAUCCACGGCCAUUUCUGCCUUCUGCCAUGUGUUUUGAGGCAAGGUACUAUCAUGAUGACCUUGGUCCUUUCACCUUCCUUGGAGUCAACCAGAACGGCCUCCCCCAUGGUGUCACGGCCCAGAGGCUCAUUGAAGAUGGAGAAGGAUCGAGCUGCAACAAUCCGAUCCAUUACAAAAAGAUUGUUGAUAUAUUGGGAGGAAAGAAGCUCUUCAUGCAGAAUCCAGCCAUCAAUAUGGCAAAAUUCACUCAUGAGAGCACGGAAGACCAGGAGGAAGAAGAGUUACAGGAGGAAGUGUUAGAUUUUGCGCCAGCAGCACUGGAUGACUCUCUGCCAGAAGUGGAAGAUCCUUUACAGGAAAUAAACUUAGGGACAGAAGAGGAUCCAAGGCCUACUUUUAUUAGCGCACUAUUGAAAGAACCACUCAAGAGUGAGCUCAUUGCACUGUUGCAGGAGUUCAGAGAUUGUUUUGCUUGGCAUUAUCAUGAAAUGCCAGGUCUAGACAGGGAAUUAGUGGAGCACAAGCUGCCAAUCAAAGAGGGAUACCUUCCAGUCAAACAGGCCAGAAGAAGAAUGUCCAUGGACACAGAACUGAAGGUCAAAGAAGAAAUAGAAAGGUUGCUCAAAGCAGGAUUCAUCAGACCAGCCAUCUAUGCUGAUUGGCUAGCUAAUAUUGUACCAGUUCUGAAAAGAAAAACUGGGGCAGUCAGAAUCUGUGUGGAUUACAGAAAUCUAAAUGAAGCUUCUCCCAAGGAUGAGUACCCUAUGCCAAUGGCAGACAUGCUAGUAGAUGGAGCUGCUCACAACCAGAUGCUAUCUUUUAUGGAUGGCAAUGCAGGUUACAAUCAGAUCAUGGUGGCAGAAGGAGACAUCCACAAGACAGCCUUCAUGUGUCCAGGACAUAUAGGUGCUUUUGAGUACACUGUAAUGCCUUUUGGCUUAAGAAAUGCAGGGGCUACUUAUCAAAGGGCAAUGAAUUCUGUCUUCCAUGAUAUGAUAGGGCAUUCUUUGGAAGUGUAUAUCGAUGAUGUGGUGAUUAAAUCCCCAGAGGAGGAAACCACAUAUCAAAUCUAA
This is a messenger RNA of Prunus armeniaca (apricot), 1092 nucleotides long. The record is from the annotation of a GenBank genome assembly. NCBI's taxonomy places the organism in Eukaryota, Viridiplantae, Streptophyta, Magnoliopsida, Rosales, Rosaceae.